AACAAUUCCACCACGCCGCCAUCACGACUUAAUGCGCCCCCUUUAACACGCCUUGAGGAGCCCAGACGCGUCGAGAGCCGGAAUCUGUAAGUUCCAGAUUGAUAUGCACCCUGGCCACUACGCAAUCGUUCCCAGGCACUCCCUUGCGCCUCCCGCUCGACCUCCAAACAAUUCAACACCCACUUUUAUCUCUCCCAUCACCAUCCGCGCCUCUGCAAAACGCAGUAUCUGGCUUUCAUAGCACACAUCUUGCUUCAUCUAGGGGGCAGGCGGGGUCUGACAUCUCUUCCCGCAGGUCCUCCGGCACAGUCAAGAGUUCCUCCACCUAUCACAACCAGCAAGAUGGUUCUCUUCAAGCGAAAGCCGGUCCAAUAUCAGCCCAAGCCGCACAUUGAAAAUGACGAGACCGAGGUUUGGGUGAUCAAGGCCACUGGAGAGAUAUUUAUAGACUAUGAGCAAUACCUGGCUCGAAUGGACUUUUACAAGCAGCGACGAUUCAUCUGCCAAAUCACUGGACACUCUGGAUUGUCGUUCUUUGAAGCACUGAAGUCUGAGCUUGCAGGCGCGCAAGAAGUUGAAGAGGCAUUCCCCGAAGCUUUGAAAGGUCCGAUUCUAAGACGCGUACAAUUCCAAACUAUAUCUCGAAUCGAUACCCUCGUCGACCUCAUCUUUGACGAAUUUCGAUCCGACUACUACCCGGGCGAGGCGGUCACAGUACACGUAGUCACUGGCGAACGACUCACAGGAAUUGUCAGGGAUAAAACACGCUUUGGAUCGAAGGUUCUACCAGAUGGCACGGUUAGUGCACCAUUCUCACGGUAUUUCGUCAGCCUUGACAAUCGCCCUACCGAGGAAGCCGUCGUAGAUGACGCGCAUAUCACACGGGAUCGCAAGAUCUUCACAAAGCAGGUUCUGCGGUCAUUCAUCAAGAAGACGGUUACGAGAGAGGCCUGGACCGGUGCGCCGUGGUUGGUGAAGCCGGAAGUUGCCCAAGUUUAUCAUAUCGACACUCGAGUGCCUCCACAUCUUCGUUACGAGAGCAAGGCCGCAGAGCGAAAACAAAAGCAAGCGCAGCAGAAGAAUGGCCAGCCAGACUACGAUGGAAUGGUUGGCAGCUUUCAAGGAAAUGCUUCACGACUACCUGAGUUGAAGCCAGCACCGAAGAGCCACAAGAGCAAGCAGCAGCAACAGCAGCAAGGUCAGUUGGCUAAGAGUAAGCAGCAGUCAUUCUUGAAUCCUGCUCCUAACAAUCCACUUCCUCCCCAAUUCGUUCCUCAACCUCCUUACGUAUCUCACACAUUCCAAGCUGUCGGCCCACCUCCGCAAGUGGGACCCCAUGGACCCCAUUUCACCAACUACCACAACGCCAGCUUUACCUUUGCACCGCUGGCUUCGAUGCCACCCGCUCCUCCGCCACCUCCACCCAUCAAGUACCCCAUCGAAGAUCUGCAAGUUGCUCCAAGACACAAUGCGCCACAGCGACCGACACUCAAGUUCUUCUCCCAAGACACACCUUCAGACAUUGGCACGACAAAAGGGGAAGGAAAUGGCAUUCUCAUGAGGUCUAUUGGACCGUUGCUGGAGUGUUGGGAUACAUUGAACGUUUAUUGCGAGAUUCUGAGGCUAGACUCGUUUACUUUUGACGAUUUUGUUGAGGCGAUGCAGUUCUCUUCAGAGGAUGUUGACUGCGAAUUAUUUGUAGAGACGCAUUGUGCCGCCUUGAAGAUGCUUGUUAGUUCUGAGGCGGAAGGUGGAAAGAUUCACGUCCAGUUACCAGAUAUGGACGAGGAGAGUGACGAUGAGGAUUCUGCUGCAGAGGCCAGCCCUGCUCCGACACCAACCCCUGAACCUGAACCGAAACCAAAAGGAAGAGCAACUCGGAGCAGUCUGGCGAAGGCCGAGGCCGAGGCACUCAAGGCUGAGCCGGAGCCCGCGAAGGAACCAACCCCAGAACCCCAGAGCCCUCAUCGAGCAGCUGAGAUGCAAGUAGAAAUUGGCUGGAUUGAUCGUUUGAGAAAGCGUGACUUCAAGAACGGUGGUUGGCAGAUCAUCAUGGUCGGACUGUUGCAUCAGCUUUCGAAGAGCCCUCGGAAUUUCGAAUCCUGCGAGAUUCUUCUGAAAGAGCUUGCGCCUCUCGAUAUGCCACCUACUUCUGAGACUGCCCGCCAACAAUACGCCAAACUCGACGUUAACCUGAGAAUCCAAGCCCUUCAGAUUGUCUGCAUGCUGAUUGCAGAGACAAAGGCAGUCCGAAAUUAUAUGGAGGAGUGCAGUGAGCAGAUGACCUCAUUCCGCAAGGAGAAAAUCCAGUUCCAGCGUGAUCGAAAAGCCUUACUUGAGGAACUCCGUCUAUUGAACGAGGAGCGCAAGAUUCUUCUCCCAGCGAAUCUGCCGCCAUCCCCGAUUCCAGAGAACAAACCUCUGCAUGGAGAUGUCAAGAUGACAGGGGUGGAGGAAAAGACCGGAGACGAGACUGAGGAGGAGAUCAUCGAUACCGAUGAAGAUCCACAUCUAGGAAGAUCGUUACGACGUGGUCUUGACCGAGCUGCAGAGAGGAAACGAAAGCGCGAGCUCGAGCAAGAGAAGAAGGAAAAGGCUGAAGCCGAGGCGAAGAUUCCAAAGCAGUCGAAGCAAUUCACGAAACUCAUGAAGGACAUCGCCAAGAAGGAAGAGGCAAUCAAGGAUUGCGAAGAUGAGAUCGCUAUCCUGGACAACGAUCUUCGAGAAGCAGAUUGUCCGCGAACACGUGUUCUGGGCAAAGACCGAUUCUGGAAUCGAUACUAUUGGUUUGAGCGUAAUGGCAUGCCGUAUGCUGGGAUGCCAAACAGCUCAACAGCGGAAUCAGGUUAUGCUAACGGAUGCAUUUGGGUUCAGGGUCCUGAUGAUCUGGAGCGAGAGGGAUAUAUUGACAUGAAGCCGGAUUGGCAGAACGAGUACCGGAUGAAAUUUGGCAUGUCGGUUCCGGAGCGAAAGAAAAUGGAGGAAGGCGCCACGAGUCUCUUCACUGCACACCAAUGGGGUUACAUCGAGGAUCCGGAGGCGCUUGAUGGCUUAAUUUCAUGGCUUGAUACUCGUGGAACCAACGAGGUGAAGCUGCACAAGGAACUCAAGCUUUACCGGGAUAGGAUUGCACGAAACAUGGAAAAGCGAAAGGAAUACCUCAACCCGGCGGAAGACAAGUCGGUCGAUUCAGGUCCCAAGCGCAUGUCGACCCGUCGGAAGGAGCAACACGUCGAUCACACAGCUCAUCGAUGUCUGUCCUGGCACAACUCGAUAGCCCUGGACGAACUAGGGCACUUGCAUUCAGAUCAACCGCGAGCACGAAAGCCAGCGAAGAAGGCUGCAGCGCCACCGCCUAUGGUUGAAGAGGAGCGGCAAACACGAAGUGAGGGGAAGGGCAAGAAGCAGAAAGGCUUGGGUCGGCAGGGCACGAGAUACGAAUUCUAAACCGGGGUGCGUCUUUCAUCAUUCGAUUGGGUUAGAGGCAUCCUCACUAGGGCAUCUUGUUAUAUAAGUUACUGUCAUCUUGGACGGAGUACGGAUUAGAUUUGAGCAUGGAGUAUGGAGGCGGCACUUGCUGGUGUUGCUGCUGAAAAGUGGCCGGGCAUGAAAAAUUGGCGUUGUCUGAGUCGUCUGAUCUUCAUGGUCGGGCAGACAAAAGCUCCUGCAAUUGCGAUUGGGCUUUAGACAAUGAUGUUUGCGUACUAUAAAUAGCUUGCUAGGUCCGAAUCAAUUGGUUGAUUUCAAUCACG
Molecule: messenger RNA, 3752 nt
Organism: Hyaloscypha bicolor E
Lineage: Eukaryota; Fungi; Ascomycota; Leotiomycetes; Helotiales; Hyaloscyphaceae
Product: glycosyltransferase family 57 protein
Exons: 7
Coding region: 343-3447 (1034 amino acids)
Source: RefSeq, a predicted model, not a curated record